UGCAAAUAAUUAAUUUUAUUCAUACUCAUUAUUUCUCAAAUCAAGAACUAGUUUAACUAACACCAGCAAAUUACAAGCCUAUCCCCCAAUUUAUAGCAAUUUCUCAAGCAAACAAAAAAGAUCCACCCAAUUUAGCAGCAUCAUCCAAUAAAAUUCUUCAAUUCAGGGAUGAGGUCGUGCAAACAAAAGCAAGAAAAGAAAGAAUAGGAGCAAAAGAACCAACAAAUAAAAUGGGUUAUAUAUACUUAGGGGCCCUUCAAAACAAGAGAAGAAAAAAACAAUUCAAUUACACAUAAAUAUUUACAAACAACACGAGAAUAUAACUGAAUAUAUACCCCAGUUCCCAAAUCGAUCAACUAUUGUCCAUAUUUUAAUUUCUGGAAAUGAACUCGCCGGAGAUACUCCAAGCGAGGCGUAGUGUCAUCAAGGGGUAUCCAACAUCCGAGCGAGGCGGUAGCUGCAGGUCAGACGGCGACUUGUGGCAGCAACAACGGCUCCAGGCGGCGGCAGCAGGCGGCUGCUUCAGCGGCGGUGACAUCGGGCGACCGCUGUCGGAGCGACGUGGCGGGGCGGCUCUGGAUCGAGAGAAGCAGCGACAGCAGCGUCGCGUAUGUGUGUGUGCGCUUGAUUGGAAAAAAUACAAAAAAUGAAGACGAACGUACCUUGAUCGGAAACGAAGAACGGAAUCACAGCGGGGAAGAGACAAAUCGAAGAAGAACUUGAGCGAGAGCAGAUUUUCAGUAGAUUUGAGUGAAGAAUCGAAGUAGUGGGGAGAAGAAUUGAAAGAGCCGAGACCGAGAGAGUGUUGAAACCGUGGAGAGAAAUUAGGGCAAAAAAAUGAGAGGAAAUGAAAAAUAAUUAGAAAAAAGCUUUUAUAUUUUGUACUACGGGUCGGGCCGGGUGUGAAUUCGGGUCGGGCAAACCCGCCUCAUGCGGUGAGGAAACACCAGCAGCCGCGGCCUCCGUCUCCUUUUGCCGCCUCGCCGUUUCACAGCCUAUAAGUCCGGCACCCCGCCGCCACCGCUGUAUCGUCAUCCAUUCCACCACCAACCGCCCUCUCCCCUGCCCUCGGUGAAACCUUGAAUAACUGGAAGGUUCGCGAACCUCGCAUAUUCGUUUCUUUACACAAGAAAGCGAACGGCCACUGUUCAAGCUUCCGUACGGUUAGCAAUAUGGUCUCCGGAUUAAUAAAUGCAAACCCUGUUGUGUAUGAAAAAAAGGAACGUCGAACGCGAAGUGCACCGGGUGAUGUGGAUGAAUAUACAAUUGAGACGAUUGACCAGCUUGAAAUUUUUGAGCAUAUCAGAGAUGUAAAAGAUCCAGAGCAUCCUUAUUCGUUGGAAGAGUUGAAAGUCAUAACGGAAGAUGCAAUUGAGGUCGAUGACAAGCGUAGCUACGUAAGGGUCACAUUUACUCCGACUGUAGAGCAUUGCAGCAUGGCGACAGUAAUUGGCCUAUGCUUGCGGGUCAAACUCAUGCGCUCUUUGCCACUACGUUACAAGGUGGAUAUUAGAGUAGCACCUGGUUCUCAUGCCUCUGAAGCUGCAGUAAACAAACAGCUGAAUGACAAAGAACGAGUGGCAGCAGCAUUGGAAAAUCCCAACCUCGUUGAUAUGGUCGAUGAAUGCCUUGCACCCUCAUAUGGAUAAAGAGUCAAUGAAUGCCUUGCACCCCCCCAUAUGGAUGAAGAGACAGGCCACGUAUAAACUUGUAAUCCUCUCAGUAUAGUAACUUUUGCAAUACUUAAUUUGUAUUUGGGAGAUUCAGUCAUUUUUUUUCUUCUGUACAUGUCAAAUGUAUUGAUUUAAUAACAUGAAUUAGACCCUUUUGUAGUUGGGGGGUUGGAUUCAGUUUUGACAGUAUUUGCAUGAGGCUGGCGUUUUAUGCCUUGAUAGAUAGUUUCAAAAAUUGUGGUUUCUGAUAUUGAAUUGCCUUCCAUUUCUAUUUA
Messenger RNA from Salvia miltiorrhiza (redroot sage), 1948 nucleotides. RefSeq names its product protein AE7-like. Gene Ontology annotation, biological process: iron-sulfur cluster assembly. The coding region runs from base 1173 to 1649 and encodes 158 amino acids. The transcript is spliced from 7 exons. Lineage: Eukaryota; Viridiplantae; Streptophyta; Magnoliopsida; Lamiales; Lamiaceae. The record is from RefSeq and is a predicted model, not a curated record.